This is a messenger RNA of Nipponia nippon (crested ibis), 1176 nucleotides long. RefSeq names its product secretion regulating guanine nucleotide exchange factor (gene SERGEF). NCBI's taxonomy places the organism in Eukaryota, Metazoa, Chordata, Aves, Pelecaniformes, Threskiornithidae. The record is from RefSeq and is a predicted model, not a curated record.
AUGGAGCCGGUGCUCUUCGCGUGGGGUGCAAACAGCUACGGACAACUUGGUCUUGGUCAUAAAGAGGAUGUGCUGGUACCUCAGUCACUAAAAGAUGUUUCCUGCAAAUGUCAAGACAUUAAAAGCAUUACUGGAGGAGGGGGACAUUCUGCAGUUAUCACUGGUGCGGGAGAACUCUUUGUGUGUGGCCAUAACAAAGAUGGGCAGUUGGGACUGAAUCACACAGAGGAUGUACUGCAUUUUACUUUGUGCACUGCCCUGUCCGGCUUUUGUGUAAAACAAGUUGCCUGUGGCUGGGAUUUUACAAUCAUAUUAGUAGGAUCUGGCCUAGUUCUGUCCUGUGGAUCUAACUCUUUUGGACAAUUAGGAGUUCCUCAAAUAUCAAGUCCGUGCUUGAUUCCACAAAAGAUUGAGUCUCUCAAAGAGAAGGUGGUGGAUGUUGCUGCAGGACUGAGACAUGCCCUUGCUGCUACAGAGAGUGGUUUGGUGUUUCAGUGGGGAACUGGCAUGGUGUCUCGGGCAAAGCGUGCAAACCAAGGAAAAACCCUCCCCCUGUUCUUGACAGCAAAGGAGCCCUGUGAAGUAACAGGCCUGGAAGAUGUAAGGGUGAAGAGGGUUGCUGCAAGCUCCUAUCAUUCGGUGUCGCUUACAGGUGAAGGACACCUGUAUGUCUGGGGUAGCAACAAACAUGGGCAGCUAGUGAGCAAGGAGAUCUUUCUUGUUGAGCCCAAGAAGAUUGAGACUCAGUUUUUCUCACAUGACAAGAUUGGAGCAGUUUGGUGUGGCUGGACCCACUUGGUGGCACAAACAGAAACUGGCAAGGUAUUCACCUGGGGCAGAGCAGACUAUGGGCAACUUGGAAGGCAUGCAGUGGUUCCCGAUGGACAGGAGGCGUGCACAGCAUCUGAACAACACUUGGAGCUGUUGUGUAACACCCCUAUUUCAGUGCCUUGCCUAAAUGGAGCGUCUCAGAUUGCAUGUGGUUCAGAGCAUAAUCUGGCAGUAGUUGGUGGCCAGUGCUUCUCUUGGGGAUGGAACGAACAUGGGAUGUGUGGUGAUGGCACAGAAGCAAAUGUUCAUGUCCCGAAGCCAGUCAAAGCUCUUGGUUAUGCAAAAGAGAUCUUAAUUGGAUGCGGGGCGGGACACUCCAUGGCUCUUUGUCAAAGUCCAUGUUAG